Anastrepha obliqua is the source of this 3177-nucleotide messenger RNA. RefSeq lists its product as uncharacterized. Lineage: Eukaryota; Metazoa; Arthropoda; Insecta; Diptera; Tephritidae. Bases 81 to 2738 code for a protein of 885 amino acids. The record is from RefSeq and is a predicted model, not a curated record. The transcript is spliced from 3 exons.
AAUGGCGGCACAGCAACUCAUUCUGAAGUUGGGGUUCAUAAAAUUGGUUUGCAUAUUUUAAGAGUUAUUUGGGCUUAAAAAUGACUUCUAACAAUUCAGUUAUAAGUGAAGAUAUGCUAGAAAACUUGACUUUUACACGCAGUACCUGGUGGAGCGAGUUUUUCGAGUCUUUUAGUGUUCGCGAGGAGGGUGAAAUUUAUGACGUCGAAGAAAUUGAUGAACAAUUUCUUGACGAUUCUUUAGAUGAAGAACAAAUGGAAUAUUGUGAAGGUGCAGAAGAAGAUGAUGCUCCGGAAGAUAUCGAACAUAACAGCCUAUUGAAAGCAAUAACAUUAAACGAAAAAAUAUCAUUUGUUGAGUCAUCUGAAAUUCAAGAUAUUUUAAAUGCUACUCUCCCAGUUUUGGAAGAACAUGAACGAAAAUGGAAAAAUGCCGGACUGCAGAGUAUUCUUAAUACAUUUGAUUCUGUACGCAUUAAGAAAGAAGUAGGCGGAUGGAUGCGUCGAAAUCAUAGUGCAACGAUUACCGACGUUGAAUCCGAUUCCAGUACAGAUUCAUCGAUUUCCUGGGAUACUGGGAACUAUAUUCGUACUACAAAGAAAAUGCAUAUGAAAAGCGGACUUAAUCGUAUUGAAUCGAUGCGAAGGUUAAAUUCUAAGCAAAGUCGUCAUAACCAUGGCAUGAUAAUUGAAACAACAAGGUAUCGUGCUUACAAGUGCGAUUGCUGUAACUAUAAUCGGAAUAGAGCAAUUAAGAUUCGGCAAUCAAAGAUAAUUGAACAACAAGCCAGCCAAUCUAUGAUUGCCUCUUGCAGCAUGUCUCGGUCUAAUAGUCUUAAUCGCGAUCAGAUUGUAUCUUUAAAGACAACUAAAUAUGAUACGCCACCGAGAUCUUCACCUCCAAAAGAUAAUUUUAUCAAUACAGCACCUCCUAAAAUCACGACUAAACGGAUGGCAGCCUUGAAGGCUAGAGAAAAUCUUACUAAGAUGCAUAAGACUAAAUCAAAGGAUUCAAAAAAAAUGGCUAGAAUUGUCAGAAAACAACAAACAAGCGAGUCUAUUAAAGAUUUUAAUCUCGCAACAAUAACAGAAACAAACAAGCCAUUUAGCCUAUCAUCCGAAGAUUUUAAAGAAAAUACAUUUCUUACAAACGUUGAAAAUAUUUGUAACUCGACAGCGCUGAACGGCGUUGCUGCGCGCAAACAGUUGAUUAGCCGGCCGCCGACGAUAACUGAAAGCUCGGAGACUAUUCCUUCUACGCCAAGUGACAAAGGAAUGCCAAAACAAAAUAUUUGUCGCGCCACAACAUCUAAAUGCUAUACAGUGGCAAUCAAAUGUGUGCCGACCAUCAGUGAACAUUCAAUAUCCCUUUCAGACAGCCCGCAUAGAUCGAAAGCUGGAUUAAAAAACAUUUACAAAUCUAAAGAACCAAACAAAGUUAAAGCCACACGAGAGUUGGAAAUUUGUUCGACACCUCCUGAGGGGCGAUUUUUUUAUAUGGAUAUGCCGCAUAGAUCGAAAGCUGGAUUAAAAAACUUUUACAAAUCUAAAGAACCAAACAAAGUUAAAGGCACACGAGAGUUGGAAAUUUGUUCGACACCUCCUGAGGGGCGAUUUUCUUAUAUGGACACGCCGCAUAGAUCGAAAGCUGGAUUAAAAAACUUUUACAAAUCUAAAGAACCAAACAAAGUUAAAGGCACACGAGAGUUGGAACAAAAAACUAAAUCAAUUAAGGCGUUUGAUCCGGAAGAAAAGCGAACACUUAAAAGUAUUAAUAAUGUAGACUUGAUUUCAUCCCCAUCAACCACUGAUUCAGAAGAAAUAGUUAAAACUGUCAGAAAACCAACUAAGACUCCAAAAACAAGGGAAUUUAUUAAAGAUUUUAAUCUCGCAACAAUAACAGAAACAAACAAGCCAUUUAGCCUAUCAUCCGAAAAUUUUAAAGAACAUACAUUUCUUACAAGGGUUGAAAAUAUUUGUAACUCGACAGCGCUGAACGGCGUUGCUGCGCGCAAACAGUUGAUUAGCCGGUCGCCGACCAGAAAUGAAAGCUCGGAGAUCAUUCCUUCUACGCCACGUGACAAAGGAAUGCCAAAUCAAAAUAAUUGUCGCGCCACAACAUCUAAACGCUAUGCAGUGGCAAACAAAUGUCUGCCGACCAUCAAUGAGCAUUCAAUAUCCCUUUCAGACACGCCUAAAAUAUCUGAAGCUGAAUUAAAAAAAAAUUACAAAUCUAAAGAACCAAACGAAGUUAAAGCCGGACGAGAGUUGGAAAUUUGUGCCUCACCCCCUGAGGAGGGGCGAUUUUCUGGAACAGCUAUUCAAGACACACCAAAUCCACGCUAUGGAAAAAAAGAAAAAACUAUUGCUCGCAAUGAAAGGAAGUCACCAGUUGGUGCUAGUAACGUUUCGCCUGUUCGGUUAAAUGCUGAUACCCCAACAAAAUCAAUAACUCAACAAAGAAUUGAUAAACGAAUUCCAAUAUAUAAACCUCAGCAAAAGCAACAAACUUCAGAUAGCAAUUUCGAAGUAACUAGAGAACUUUUGAGUAGUGUGAUUGGAGAGGAGAAAGCGCGACGCUUUUUCAAAUACAAUCUGGGAGCGGUUAUAUUUCCGAUUACAUCCACUGUAUAUUACUGCCCGCCUGAGAAAGAACUCUCUAGCUCAGAUAGUGAUGACGAUCCUCUGGAUAAAAUUGGACGCUAUGGCGAACUGAAUGAGUCUGUGCAACAUAACUAAGUCGUUGAACGAUUAUUUUAAUUAUUUUAAAACUAAUAUUUCAUCUUUGUUACAAUUAAGGCACUACGGAACUUCUACCUUUUUUAAAUCUAAGUAAUAUUACCUGGUGCCCUCGACUAUUUGCUUUUACCGUUAUGAUUUUUUUUUUUUUUAAUUUUAAUGGCAUAUAUGUUGUCUUCGGCGCACUUUCGCGCUACUUUUCGCAGCAUAAUUGUAAUUGUCAGUACGAAUUCGAAAAUUGUUUAUUUUGCAAUCUCCGCACUACAGAGUGUCGGAGAAGUUUUUAACAGUUGAAAGUAAAUUGUAAUUUGUAAUAUUUGUGAAUUGUCUUUUAACCAGGGCAACAAUAAGUUGCGGUUAGUAAAAUGUAACCUGCUCUGAAAAAAAAAGGUUUGCCCCCUCCACGUUCAUACCGAGAAUGCAAUUUGUUUAAAUAAAU